Molecule: messenger RNA, 801 nt
Organism: Magnolia sinica
Lineage: Eukaryota; Viridiplantae; Streptophyta; Magnoliopsida; Magnoliales; Magnoliaceae
Exons: 1
Coding region: 1-801 (266 amino acids)
Source: RefSeq, a predicted model, not a curated record
AUGGAUGCGAUGAUGUACAGGGGAUUCUCGAUUACACUCACAGUAUCCGCUCGGAGCUGGUACCGUCAACUCAAGCCAAACUCUAUCGGAUCCUUCGUAGAACUUAGCCGAUUAUUCCUUACCCAAUUCAUUAGUGGUAAGAAGAGUCGGAAGUCAAAUACUCACAUGUUCACCAUCAAACAAGAGCCCAAGGAAUCACUGAAAGAUUACAUCACACGCUUCAAUGAGGAAGCGUUACAGGUGGAAGACUAUGAUGAUAAGAUGACACUUUCUGCAGUGUUCGGCGGCUUGAAAGAGGCAAGAUUCACCUUUUCUAUUGGGAAGAAUUCGUCAAAGACGUUGGCUGACCUCAUCGCCAGAGCUCAGAAAUACACCAAUGCCGAGGAGUUCACCAACGCCCGCAAGAAUGUCCAAGUAACUAACCCGACUGGUAAAGGGAAGAGGCCUAAGAACGAGGAGUCCCAGCCGUCCGGCAAGGGACCCGAUGACCGUACCCCUCGCGAUCAGAGCCCGAGCAGAAGGCCGGAGGGAAAAUUCCGUUCCUACACUCCCCUUAACACAUCUACCGAGCAGAUUCUACUGGACAUCCGAGGAGAAAAACUUCUGAAUUGGCCUGUGUGCAUGAAGGUCGACUCGGAACAUCGCGACAAACGCAAAUAUUAUCGCUUUCAUCGGGAUCACGGUCACAACACGGCCGACUGCGUGGACCUCAAGGAUGAGAUCGAGACCCUUAUUUGCAAGGGUCAUCUGCGCCGCUAUACUAAGGGAGAAAGAACCGCUUGGAAAGAAGAGCGAGAAUGA